CCAUCAUCAUUCUCCAUUCCAUUAAGCUUUUUCCGGCACUUUUAGGUUUUCUUUUCGUUUUGUACGGGCGAGAAAAUUGGUAAUCACUAUUUGAAGGUGCGGACGGAGUAAAUUCAAUUUCGUGAUCAAAGACAACAAACGACAAAGAGAUAAAUCAGCUUAGUUAUCUAUAACUGAUCGGCGAAGUCAACCACAAGAAGAUAAAUCAGUAGCCUAGUUGUUUAUAACUGAUUGACUUAAAUUAAUAAAGUCAAUAGACGAUUUUUUCAGAGUCGAACUUGUAAUAUUGUAAUUACUAAGUUAACAAUAGUUUGACCAAUUUGAUUUAGAUUACGAGGCGGAAAUGAGCAGUGCCGGAGGGGAAGAGUCGCAGAGGAGAUACAGAGGCGUUCGCCGCCGGAAAUGGGGAAAAUGGGUGUCGGAGAUAAGGGUUCCGGGCACCCAGGACCGCCUUUGGCUGGGAACCUACGCCACCCCGGAGGCCGCGGCGGUGGCGCACGAUAUCGCGUCCGUUUGCCUGAGAGAAACGGCGUCGUUGGACAAGCUGAAUUUUCCGGCGCUGAUGCCGCCGGCCGGCGUCGGCCGGGGGAUGUCGCCGCGGUCGGUGCAAAAGGUGGCCUCCGACGCCGGCAUGGCCGUGGACGCGCAUCAACGCCUCCUACUGCAACCGCCGCAGGCGGUGGAGUUAAGUGGCGGAGUAGAGAAUAGAUGGGGUGGCGGCGAGGCGGCGGAAGAGAUUUUCCGGUGGGCGGAGACGCCGUGUUGUUCGUCGCGAGAAGGGAGCGGAAUUAGUGAAGAAGCUUUGAGUAUUUCAGUUGAUGAUUAUUUAGUUUAGAAGUUAAUUACAAGUUAAAAUAAUUUUAAUUUUAAUUUCUUAUAUAUUACAAGCUUUUAUGUACUCAUACAGGAAGGAAAUUCGCGGUCGAUUUAUGUAAGCAUGUAAGUCACAUGUUUAAUCCCCAAUUCCUUCUUAUAUGUAUUGAAGAUUUACAUGUAUGAAAAAAAAAACAAUUACACAUAUUAUUAAAUGUGAAAUUUGGUGUGUUAGUGGUGCA
Messenger RNA from Ipomoea triloba (trilobed morning glory), 1055 nucleotides. RefSeq names its product ethylene-responsive transcription factor ERF019-like. Gene Ontology annotation, molecular function: DNA binding; DNA-binding transcription factor activity. The record is from RefSeq and is a predicted model, not a curated record. NCBI's taxonomy places the organism in Eukaryota, Viridiplantae, Streptophyta, Magnoliopsida, Solanales, Convolvulaceae. The coding region runs from base 344 to 835 and encodes 163 amino acids. The transcript has a single exon. Gene Ontology annotation, biological process: regulation of DNA-templated transcription.